This is a messenger RNA of Heterobilharzia americana, 740 nucleotides long. The record is from the annotation of a GenBank genome assembly. NCBI's taxonomy places the organism in Eukaryota, Metazoa, Platyhelminthes, Trematoda, Strigeidida, Schistosomatidae.
AUGCCAAAAAUUGAGUAUAUUGGCCGCCCGUCUCUCCAUUUUUAUGGCAAAUUUCUGUCGGAAAUCGCCAAAAACUUGAAAAAUCGUGCCAAAGGUAGAGUAGUAAUAAGGGAAACUGAAUCUGCAAAGUUCAAAGAACCCUGCUAUUACAUUUUGGAUAACGUUAUCCCGCUGAUGUCCGAUAAAUCGGCUGUUAGAUGCAGAGCCUGGGGUAAAAGGAUAUUUCGAGGUCGUGAUUUAGGUUAUGCUCUUCUAUCGAAUACACAUGAAGCAGAUUGGCGUCUUCUUUCACCUAGUGAAGCAGAAAACUUGAUAUCUCUUUCAAAGAAAAGUGAUUCAAUUGCUCCAGAUGUUCCAGUUAGUUGUAUUGCUGAAGCACCUCCUUUAUUGACAAUAUUGUUGCGUAGGAAACAUAUCCUUUCACCUCAAAUAGUUGAACAGGUUGAAAAAUCGACACAUUCAUCAUCUAUGCAACAAUCAAUGAAAGAAGCUAGCGGAUUGUUGUUACUAACACCCCACCACUAUGAUCCAACAGAUUUCAAAGUUCCUAUUGAACCAACAGAAGAGGAAAAAUCGCGUAUGUAUCCACCAUAUGAUUGGUCAGCUCAAAAAGGAUUAAUUAUAAAACCUAAUUUAAAUCGAACUUCUUAUCUAAUUCGACGGUCUGAUACACCUGGAUUAUAUUGGCGUGUUCAUUUGUCUACACCUAGCAAAGGCAGUCCUGCUCCCGAAACGACUGA